Molecule: messenger RNA, 1131 nt
Organism: Penaeus indicus
Lineage: Eukaryota; Metazoa; Arthropoda; Malacostraca; Decapoda; Penaeidae
Exons: 7
Coding region: 289-1131 (280 amino acids)
Cellular component (GO): cytoplasm
Molecular function (GO): guanyl-nucleotide exchange factor activity
Source: RefSeq, a predicted model, not a curated record
AGAAAUCGUUUAAAAAAAAACGAGAGAUAAAAGCGCCUCCUCUCCGAUGUGAACCGCCGAGAGCACCCGCCCCCCCGCAACGUCCGCCUCUCUCAUGGGCCGGAGGGCGAAGCUCCGACUGACCGCGACGCGACUCUAAAAGGAUUCACCGUGGACAUCACCGACGCUUCGAGGAUCUCUCCGCCGCGAGCAGGAGGAGGCGGAGGAGGAGGAGGAGGAUACCAAGGAAGAGGAGGAGGAUGGAAGAAGUGGAGUACGGGGGUCAUACUCCUUAGCGACGCGGUCACGAUGGACGCCGCGACGGACCUCGAGAACAACAACGCCAACCUGGCCGGCGACGGCGGCGUCGACGACGACCUGGCGCCGUCGCACCUCUCGCAGGACCCGGAUGACGAUGAGGUCCUGGAGGAGGGGGGGUGCGCCCUCAGCGUGCGGGACGUCAGCGAGCUCCUUCACGCGCAGUAUGCCAUCAUCACAGGCGGAAAGUCUCGCGAGGGCUGUCCAAUCCUCACCUUCCCAGACAAGGGGAAUUUCGCCCAACUCGGUGACGAAGAGUACAGAAAACUUAUCAUCUACCUCACCUCUGUGCCCUCGCUUCAGGACGCGGACAUGGGCUUCGUCCUGGUCAUCGACAGACGGAAUGACAAGUGGAAUUCAGUUAAGACUGUGCUGCUCAAGAUCUCAGGCUUCUUCCCCGGCCUCAUCACGGUGGCCUACGUCCUCCGGCCCGCGGGGUUCUUCCAGAAGGCCAUCUCCGAGGUUUCCAACAAGAUCUUCAGGGACGAGUUCAAGUUCAGGUGUAACAGUCGGGAGGCGUGGGCCACGUGGCCGCUCACUCGACGUGCUGGCUGCGAGGACGUGGGGCACCGAAGCCGUGGUCACCUGUCAGCCGGGCCGGGCGGACUGGCUGGCGGCUGUGGCGUUCCUGCGACCCUGUGCCGCUUCGGGACACACAGCCGUGUAGUAACACUCACACACACCAGCGCUCGUACAGAAGACACACACAUCCACACUCGCAUAAGCACACAAACCCACGAUCCCGGCGGUACCUUUCAUGCAGACAGAGCUAACACCGAGCAAAGCGUCCCCUCAAGCCCGCACUGCGCCGGAGAGUCCACCUCCCCGUGUUGA